Molecule: messenger RNA, 1266 nt
Organism: Symbiodinium necroappetens
Lineage: Eukaryota; Dinophyceae; Suessiales; Symbiodiniaceae
Source: the annotation of a GenBank genome assembly
AUGCCGCGGGAUGCGUCCUCUUCAGUCAGAGCUGUGGUGCGCGUCCGCCCGCUUCUACAGCAAGAGCUUGAAGCCGGGCACGAGAAUUGCUGCCAGGCCUCCGGUGACCGGUCGAUCCUGGUAAGGGUGGGUGCGGCGAACCAGUUUCGAAAGUAUUCCUUCGACGCGUGUCUUCCCGAAGAUCGAUCGCAGAAACAGGUUUUCCAAGAAAGCGGUGUGACCUGCCUGCUCGACGCAGCAGUUGCUGGAUAUGCUGCCACCGUCCUGGCCUAUGGCCAAACCGGCAGUGGCAAGACGUACACUAUGAUGGGGCGGUCGAGCACCGGCGACCGUACAUCGGACUGUGGGGACGAGGUCAAGCGGAACGAUGGCCUGGUCAUACGAGCAGCUCGUCGACUCUUCCGGCAAAUAGGUGAAAGCACCGGAGGCUCCAGAAUCACGGUUGGAGCCUCCUUUGCAGAGAUUUUCAAUGCACCUGGCGCUGUCAACGAGUGCAUCUGUGACCUGCUGAAUCCAGAUGCCGGGCAUCUGCAGGUGCGCUUCAGCCAGAAACAUGGCUUCUUCAUCAGCGAUUUGGCCGUGGCUGAGUGCCGCACUCUGGCAGACGUUCGAGCCGUGUUGGAGGCUGGCUUGCAGAAUCGUCGCGUCAACGCACAUGCGCUGAAUCGAGAAUCAUCGCGGACCCACGCGCUGUUCACCCUGCAUAUCGACUCCGAGCAGGCGCCCUUGUACCGGACAGUGGGAGCAGGCCGUACGGGAACCUGUGCCAGCUACAGCGACCUCGAUGUGAGUCAAACACCCAUCUCCCCCGUGGCGGAGAAAGAGGAUGCAGCGGUGAUCGGCCACCCACGGAACGGGAAGCUUAGGCAGAACAAUGACUACAGUGGCCUGGAAGACAGGCGAGCGAAGGACGGAGCCGGAGGCUGUAUGCCCUUCCGGGAACGCUUCUGUCCUUUACACCUCGCGGUCCUCAAGGGCGAGGUAGAGAUGGUCAAGCUGCUGCUGGCUUCAGGGGCAGAUCCCACGCAGCGUACGUCGCGCGGCCGCACAGCUUUGCAACUCGCCAAACCCCACGCUCGCCCAGUUCGUGAGGCAAUGGAAGAUCUACUGAGCUGCCAGGGCAGGGUGUACAGCGUCCGCCAAGUGCUGGAAAUGUCGACUGACACUGCCGGCGAUUCACCUACGGGAGCAUGGUUCGACCGCAGAUCAGUCCAUGUCGCCGGUCAUAGUUUGGACGGCCUGGAAGAGGGGACGCAGGAACAAUAG